GCAGACGCGACCUCUUGAGGCGAGCGCGCAUGGUCGAGGAGAGGAAUGCGGACUCUUCGCUGUCCGCCGCGCAGCAGAACCUAGGCGAGGUGCGCUUCCCGGUCUCAAAGGGCCUCGCCGAUGCCGCCGCCGCGCUGCGGACGCAGGGCGUGCCCCAGCGGGGGGGGCCUGCGCAGUGCGCCGUCCUCCCGGGCCUGGCCGAGGUGGCCCGGCAGCGGCAGCCGCCAGCGCUGCACGCAGGCGCCGCAGGCGGCUUGCAGCACCCCGCAGCGCUGCAGCCUUCGCUUCCCCUCGGCGCGGCGCCGAUGCACGCGAGGGCGGGGGUGCUGUCCGGCGUGUCUCCCGGCGUCGCCUUCCAGGCGCGCGGCCCGACGCCAGCCCACCGCCUGGCGGGUGUCGGCGCUCCGCCGCGCGCGCUUGGCCAUCCCGUGCUCCUUCCCCCCGGCGCGCCAUCCCCGAUGCUCGCCAUGGCGAGGCCAGACGCGGCCGCCGCCGCGUCCGAGCAGGGCGGCCUCGUUUGCGUCUCCUCCUCACGGGAGGCGCCGCAGGCGAUUGCGCACGCAAUGCCAUGGGGGGGGCUGCCUCAGGGCAUGGCGCAGCGGCCGUUUGUGCCACCGCCGCAGGGCACGCCGCAGGCUCUCGCGCAGGCCAUGGUGCAGUCGCAGAUGCCAAACACGCCGCAGGCUCUCACGCAGGCCAUGGCGUGUUCGCAGAUGCCGAACCUCAUGCGGCAGAUCCCGCCGCGGAUGCCGCAGCUGCCGCAUGGGGCAAUGCCGCUCUCCCGCACGAUGCCCGUGCUCCCGCAGCAGCGCAGCUUCCCGGGCUCCGGCUCUGCGUCGCCGCGGGUGAUGUCCAGCGCGGCGGGCGAACCGCGGUCGCCGGCAGCUGCAUGGCCAUCCGGCUGCCAAGUGGAGGUGCGGUGCGACUCGGACGCCUGCCUGCUCGGCGCGUGGGCCGAGGCCGAGGUGCUCUCUGCACAGGGCGGGCUGGUGCGUGUGCGGCUGCGCUGCCUCGCCCUCGAGGGGGAAGAGCGCACGCUGCGGGCGUCCGUGGUGCGCCAGCGGCCCCGGCCCGAGGCCGUCUCCUGGUCGGUCGGCGACUUGGUCGAGGCGCGCGUCGGCGGCGUCUGGCGCGAGGCGGAGGUGUUGCAGCUGCCUCCCAACCCCCCAAACGGCGCCACCAACGGCAUUCGCCUGGUGCUCGUCAAGCUGCACGCCAACCGGUUGUGGCUCGACUGGGCAGCCCUCCGCCGGCGCGGGCAGCCGCUGCGAGACGCCAACGGUGUCAGCGGUGCCAACCCGCCGAUCGGCAAGAGCAGCGAGCCGGUGGGCCUCGGGCGCAAGCGCGACCGCUCCCGCGAGCGCAGCUCGCGCCGCCCGACGGGGGCCAGCGACCGCUCGCUGCGGCCACACCAGCGAGGCGCGUCGCUGGCGCAGCAGCUGUCGGGCCAGGCACAGGAGGCGGCCACGCCGGCGAUCUCGUCCCGGAGCGCGUCCACGGAGCGGGUGCCCUUUCGCCGCUCGAGCUCGAGCCUCGACGGCCUUCGCGCCGAUUUCUUGCAGCCGGCGACGUCCGGCGACGAGCGGCUCCGAUGGAAGCUCCCCCCGGGGGUGUCGGGCGGCCAGACGCUGCUCAUCAGCGUGCGGAGGCCGCCCGAGCUGGUCGAGGGUUUGCACGUCAAGCUGCCGUCGACCGCGCGGGCGGGAAGCACAAUCACAAUCACCCUUCCGCGGCCUGUGGCCGGCGGCGCCCCCGAAGCGGAGGUUGCACCGGCCGCCCCACGCAGCAAGGGGGAGAGGUCGCUCAAGCGCGGCGGCAACGCGGGCGACGCGGCCAGGAAGGUUCGUCGCCUGUCGUCGCACGACACGCUGCUGCUCGAGAUGGCGGACGAGGCACAGGCGGCGCUGCGGGUGUUCCGACCGGGUAGCAGCGCGCCCUCUGCCGCGCCGCCGCACGAGCAGGAGCACUUGGGCGAGCUGCACUCGUCGCCCGAGUGGCUCGAGGCGUGGCUGCUCUGCUCUGUCGUGCUCCCUCGGCUGCACGUGCCGGUGCCCACGCUGGCCGAGCUCGAAGAGUGGGUGUGCGCCGCGCCUUGCCUGCACGUCGUCGGCGCAGUCGAUUUCGCGGGGGGGCCGCCGCUGCCGCCGACCCGCACGGCCGUGGUGAGACCCGACGCGCUCGGCGCGCUGCACGCAGAGCUCCUCGUGGCGCUACUAACGGAGGGCGUCCCGGCAGGCCCGGCCGGAGCCGGGGAGGCUGUAUGCCGAUUGGCCGACGGCGGCGAGACGGCGGCUUGGCUGCGGCGCGACGGUUGGAUGCACGGGCUCUGCACCGCCUUGCGCGCGGGGGUCUGGGCCAAGACGUACCCAGACACGGCCUGCCCGUUUGUCGCAAGCGCCGCAGCAGUCCCGCCUCCGCUCGAGCGCAUUUCCUCAGCAGAGGACAAGGCGAAGGGCUCCAAGUUUGGCCAGUGGGUGACCGAGAUUGGACCGCCCAUCUGCGGCACAUUCGGUUGCGUGCUUCCCAACAACCACGCCGGGCUACACCAGCUUCCCAACAGCGGGCCGCGGGGCGGGCGCUUGCGGCGAGAGGCGAGCGCAGACUCCACUUGUGCCAAGGUGCCAGAGGCGCUCUCGCCAACCCCAGCCAAUCCUCCGCCUGCGGAGGGGAUCAACGCGCAGCUCGCAGUGGAUCCGGCCCUCUUGUCUGCGGCCGAGGCGCUCGCUGCGGCAGCCGCCGCCCCGACGGACGAGGCGCGCUCCGCCGGGCUGCUGCCGUACGCGCAGGCGCGGCCGCUCCACCGCGUGCUGGCGUUGCGCGCACUCUUGCUCGCGCUCGUCUCGCCCGCUGAGCGGAGGAAGGUGCGCACGGCCGCGCUCCGCUGCCACCUCGGCUCUUGCUUCGACGCCGACUAUUGGGCGGUGACGUCGGCCUCUCGCGUGUACCGUUGCACCAAGCCGGGAGGGGCGCAGCAGACCGGCGAGCUGCCCAUGGGCUGCCGGUGGGAGGCGGUGUGCUUGGAGCGCGAGGACUUCGCCACCUUCUGCAGCACGCUCGCCCGCUGCUGCGUCACGCCGCCCGAGCUGAGCCAGGCCGGCGCUUCGCGCCCGCAAACGGCUUGCCUCGCGAUGCUGGGUCGGCUGCGAGACAGACUCCCCGCGGCUGAGCACGGUCUGCUCGAACCGCCGCCGUUGCCCACGCCGGUGGCAGCAUCCGAGCCGCGGCACGAGGCGAGGCCCGCCCCGGCCGCUCGGGCAGGCUGCCACGACGUGGCCGAGCGACGCGACCGCGAUUCGGAGCGAAAACGGGAGAGGAGCGGCAGCAGCAGGCGGGAGGCGCGAGGCGAGCAUGGGGCGGGGCCAUUGGCGGCGAGACCCGAGGCUAGCGGCAACGGGGCGGAGCAGCUCGGCGACUCGUUGCCACGGGACGGCGCGAGCGCACUUGUGGAGCGGCCGCCCUCACCGCCGCACGUCCGCGUGCAGCUCUACGCGCGGAGGGUGCCCGUGGGGCACAGGCAGCUCGACGUGCGCGCGUGCCUCAAGCUGAGCAUCCCGCGGCAGCGCAAGCUCUCCAGCACGCUCCGCUUUCACCAGCAGGAGGCGGGCCCGCAGCAUUGGCACGACCCUCGCCACCACAAGCUGUCGGCGACGUCUCCACCGGCGCCGGGCUCCGCCGCGCUGGCAGCCGGGCAGCCCGGGGCGGUGCUUCUGAACGAGGAGGCGGACGCUGCCGCCGGCGUGCUACCACAAAAGCGGGCGGCGCGCCACGGCAAGGUUGCGGAUCGAGUUUUGGCGCGCGCCAUCGGGGCCGGGGGAGAGCCACAGUACUUGGUGGCGUGGAAGGGGCAGGCGGAGAGCGACAGCACUUGGGAGGCGUGGUCUUCGCUGGAGAAUUGCGACAGCCUCAUCCGACAGCUCCACGCGGCGGAGCUUGCGAGCGGCAAGCUGCUUCCGCACUGGUCGCCCGCGUGCCCAGAAAAGUUCGACUCCGACCCCGAGCUGCCCGGCUGGCGCAUUCUGGCGCGGCGCACGCAAUCGGGGCGCGAGACGAAGACCUAUUACGGCCCGUUGGGCGAGCACGCGCGCUCGAAGACAGUCGCCGUGCAGCUCUCCAAGCUGUACGACUUGCCCGCGCUUACGGCUUGAGCCAGCGCUGCUGCCGCCGCUGUAUAGCGUCUUGCGCGCUAUACAUGAUCGUUGCGGCCCACGGUGGGUCGCCCCUUGUUGCUCUCCCCGCGACUGGACCGGAACACCCUCUGGCUCCGGUUCCGGCCAAGGUCUCCCCGGCCGCGACCCUCCCCUUACUGCUGGUUGCCUACCGUACUCUUUGCCAAAGGCUGUCUUUGUGUUUUUCUUCAAGGUUCCUUUAGAGG
Molecule: messenger RNA, 4372 nt
Organism: Emiliania huxleyi CCMP1516
Lineage: Eukaryota; Haptophyta; Isochrysidales; Noelaerhabdaceae
Exons: 4
Coding region: 30-4145 (1371 amino acids)
Source: RefSeq, a predicted model, not a curated record